Molecule: messenger RNA, 870 nt
Organism: Pocillopora meandrina
Lineage: Eukaryota; Metazoa; Cnidaria; Anthozoa; Scleractinia; Pocilloporidae
Source: the annotation of a GenBank genome assembly
UUGUUCCCUUGUUUCCAGAGCGAUACGUCUCAAGUUGAUAAAGACAUCAAAUGGGCCGACGCUUUUCUCGUGGUGUAUUCCAUCACGGACAAAAACAGCUUUAAUAAUGCCAUACAUCUGGUUGAAGCAAUCUACGACGGCAAAGGCACAGAUGAAUUGCAUGUCGCUCUGGUGGGAAACAAGAUAGAUCUGGAGCAUUUCAGAAAAGGUAAGAAAGCAGAUGUCUUAAAAAAAACGCCUCAGACAAACAGCCCGUCGGGUUCAAAGACUGAAACCUUAAAAGAAAUCCGUCAACCAUGACCCAAACUACUUCGUGAUGAUCAGUGAAACUUUAAAAGUCACGAUAAUUUUGAUAUGACCUUGAGAGAGGAAACGGAAGACAAAUGUCAAAGGUAUUCAAUAAAUAUUAUGAUACAGAAUACACCACGGAACGAGGUUGCAAAAAAACAUGAAACCAUCGAUCAUUAACCCUUGGUGGGUUUUCUGAACAUCCGGAAAUGAAUUUUUGAAAUUCUGACCCUUUGUGCCUGAAAAAGACCAUUCCAAAAUACUACUGACCCAAACAUUGACAAGCCGCUCAUCCUUAGUUUAUGCUUUUCAGUAACCACAAAGGAGGGCCAAUCGGCUGCUGAACAGCUCGGAUGCAUGUUCUUCGAAGUUUCCGCUGCAGAAAAUUACGAUAAUGUUCAGGAGGCGUUGAAUGUUGUCUUCCGAAGGGUGGCGCUUCACAAGAAAUACUUGCGACAGGAGAAGGAAAAGCGAAAAAACACUAAUCCACAGAUAGAGAAAAAGAAACAGAAAUUUGGAAAUUCUCUUUUCAACUGGAAAAACGAGAAAAAGAGAAGUCCAAGACGAGCAGACACACUUUAA